AUGUGCCAGUUUAUCCCAUUAGUCUGCCAAGCCAUUAUCGACACAUACGGACCAGAAGUGAUGAAGUGCCCCAAGACAGCAGAAGAAUUGAACGAUGUAGCAAAACGAUUUGCCUCAAAGUGGAACUACUUCAAUUGUGUGAGAACCCCGGAUGGGAAGCACGUCGCAAUCAAGAAACCCAAAGGUGGAGGAUCACUGUACUUCAAUUACAAGAAGUUCCACAGCAUCGUCCUCAUGGCCCUCUCUGAUGCAAAAUACAUGUUCCUGUUCGUCGACGUCGGUGCAGAAGGAGAUGCUGGGGAUGGAGGAACCUUGCAGAAGUGCAACAUGGCCAGGGCCAUCACAUACAACUGA
This is a messenger RNA of Macrobrachium nipponense, 354 nucleotides long. RefSeq lists its product as uncharacterized. Lineage: Eukaryota; Metazoa; Arthropoda; Malacostraca; Decapoda; Palaemonidae. The transcript has a single exon. Bases 1 to 354 code for a protein of 117 amino acids. The record is from RefSeq and is a predicted model, not a curated record.